CUUCACCGACACAAAAAAAUAUGUAAAAAUUUCAAGUUUAAAGUUUUUUCAUUUUGCAUAUUUAUUACCUAAUUUGCUAAUUUUUGCCUCGCAACCAUGGAUAAAAGUGCACCCAAUAGCUCCGGAGACGACAAAAAUGAUCCAUCUAAGAAGAAAAACCCCCCAGCUGAAAGGCAAAUGCCCAAGUGGCUAGAAGAAAUUACAAGUACAAUCUCAAGAGAUUACCUGGAAGAUUCCAUGAAAAAAUCGACAAAAACCAAGGAACAAUCCCCUUUCGGAAUAAAUUUCAGCAGCUCGAACAUCCCCAGCCGAAUUCCGUAUUUGGAAGGUAAAAUAGGCGAACCACAAAGUUCAACAAGUUCAGCCAAAUUUGGACGCAGAUCUUCUAUUACAAUGGAUCUCUACAAAGAAAAGUCUCCUAAACACCUGACAAUGACCACUUCAGAAUACGUGGUGCCAAAAAUCGAUGAAAGCUUGGACAUGGCAGCUAUUUAUAAAACAGAUAAAGAUUUGGAAGUUUAUUGGACAAGCUUGAACAAUUUUAAUCAGUUUCACAUGGGAAGACUUUAUUCCAAUCAUGGAAGAAUGACUGGUAACAAAUACGACUCGAGUGGCUCAUUGAUGCCUGCUAGUUAUUGGGAUAUUGGGGAACCAACGUCCGAUAGUGGCAUUUUAGAUGUACAACAACGUAGAAAGUCAAUGAUGUAUGAGUAUGGAAACGUGCGAAAAGCGGCUGAGAAACACAUUUCACCAACUCCUUCGAGCAAAAUUUUAAAAUCCAAAUCUACUGAAAGUGUUUUUGGAGAUUUAAGUUCUUCAGAAGAUUUUAGAAUUAAUGAAAGUAGAGAGCGCAAUUCUUUUGAAUCACUACCAGAUUUAGAGAAGCGAAUUUGGAACUAUAAAAGUUGCUUAGCCGAAGAGGAUAGGCUUAGAAAAAUGAUCAUCGAUGAACUGCUGUCUGAAAAUGAUCCAGAGCCACCCCUAGGUUUGCAGUACCAGAAAACCAGCAAAGACCAAAAAAUUAACAAUACAAAAACCUCGAGAUACAAAAGCAAUUUAACCGACCGAAGAAUUAGUUGCCCCCAAGUCCAAAAUAUUGUAGCUGAACCAAACGAAUAUUUCAUUAUACCAGAAUUACCUAGAGGAAAAACCCUGACGAUUGAUAUUUUAACUACAUGGGGUGAUAAAUAUUACGUAGGCCUGAAUGGCAUUGAAAUAUUCACAGCUACUGGAGAAAUAGCAAAAAUAGAACGAAUCAGUGCUAUUCCUGCUGAUGUAAACAUUUUACCAGAGUGCCAAAACGACCCCAGAGUAGUUACAAAUCUUUUAGACGGAGUAAAUCGAACAAGAGACGAUUUACAUAUUUGGUUAGCACCCUUUUAUAAAGGAAAAAGACACUCAAUAACAAUAGAAUUUGUUGAAAUUACUAUUAUAGGAAUGAUUAGAAUAUGGAAUUACAAUAAGUCUCGCAUUCAUUCAUAUAGAGGCGUCAAAAAUUUAAUAAUGUCAUUGGACAACGAAGUCAUUUUCAAAGGAGAAAUAGCAAAAGCCUGUGGGGCAAUCCAAGGAAAAAUCCAUCAAUUCGGCGACACAAUCCUAUUCACUACCGACGAAUUAAUUUUGGAAAAAAUCUCCCUCAAUGAUUCAUCAUUUUCAAACCUCAACUCUCAACCUGCAACUGCAAUAGCAAACAAGGAUCUUAGACCACCAACAUCUGAGGUUCGUCCUAUUACUGGAAGGCCGUCUGCAGGUGCCAAAGAAACUCAGGAACAGAUUCUAGUUGGAGCUAAAACUAUGGAUUUGGUUUUGGUUGAGAAUUGGGGCAAUCCUUUGGCUAUAGGCCUUACUGGAAUUGAAAUUAUUGAAGGAGCUGAUAAUUGUGUUAGUAUUGAGGAGAGGCAUUUGAGUAGCAACAUUGAGAGUAAGUGCCUUAAAAACCUUAUGAAAGGUGAUAAUAUUACAACAAAUUCGAAAAAUAUGUGGUGUGUGUCUUUACAAGACACUGUCACUAUUUCUAUUAAAUUUGAUGACUUUAAAUAUAUUUCUGGUAUUCGUAUAUGGAAUUACAAUGAAAACUUGGAACUAAGCUAUGCAGGAGUGAAGACAAUGAAGGUAUUAUUGGACAAUCAACCAGUUGUUAAUUUAGCAUUGCAAAGUGAUUAUUUUUUGUUGCGCAGAGCACCUGGUAAUACUUUUUACGAUUUUGUACAAGACAUCAGAUUUUUUGAGCCAAAUGUAAAACAUCAUUCUCCAACAGAUUUUCUUGUCAGCAAUAAUGGUAUUUUUGGAUUUGUAAUGGAAAUAAUAGUUUACUCUACAUGGGGUGACCAAUAUUAUUGUGGUUUGAAUGGCAUAGAGCUCUAUGAUGUCAGAGGAGAAAAGGUUAUUCUUGAGGAACAAAAUAUUUGUGCCUAUCCUGAAAGCGUGAACAUCCUCACGUCAAUAAAAGGCGACACUAGGACUCCAGAUAAACUUAUAGACGAAGAAAAUGAAAAUGACAGUGGCUGCCACUCUUGGCUGGCUCCAAAACUACCAAAACAUUUAAACCGACUUUAUGUAGUGAUGGACGUGCCUAUUUCAAUCGCUUAUGUUAAGUUUUGGAACUAUUCUAAAACUCCUAGCAGAGGGAUUAAGGAUUUUGGAGUACUAAUAGAUGAUUUGUUGGUGUAUAAUGGUACCUUGAACCAAUUCAACAAAAACGAUAGAUGUCAAGUGAUAUUUUUAAAUGAAGCUGAAAUUGAAGAUGAUGAAAAUUCAGAUCCAAAUAAGAGACAAAUUCCAGCUGUUUUAGAAGUAAAUGAUCAUUCUGAAGCUGAUCAGUCCUUGAGGCCAAUGACUUGCAUAAGUCCUUAUAAAUAAAGUGAAUUCAAUGUUAAUUUCAAAUGUAUAGAA
Ceutorhynchus assimilis (cabbage seed weevil) is the source of this 2892-nucleotide messenger RNA. NCBI's taxonomy places the organism in Eukaryota, Metazoa, Arthropoda, Insecta, Coleoptera, Curculionidae. The record is from the annotation of a GenBank genome assembly.